CUAAUCUUUAUGAUAAAGAAGAAGAUAUUAACUUGGAUCAGAUUAUACUAGAUGUGAAUUUGGAAAGAUCAAAUAUAGAUGAUGAUAUUGAUAAUGAAAAAAAAGUGGAAAAUCUACAAGAAGAAAAUAAUGAAUUAGAUAAAUAG
Ambispora leptoticha is the source of this 146-nucleotide messenger RNA. Lineage: Eukaryota; Fungi; Glomeromycota; Glomeromycetes; Archaeosporales; Ambisporaceae. The record is from the annotation of a GenBank genome assembly.